Molecule: messenger RNA, 1856 nt
Organism: Biomphalaria glabrata
Lineage: Eukaryota; Metazoa; Mollusca; Gastropoda; Planorbidae
Exons: 11
Coding region: 197-1270 (357 amino acids)
Molecular function (GO): protein binding
Source: RefSeq, a predicted model, not a curated record
ACACAAUUGUAGGCUUCCGUUACCCAAUAUUUCGUUUAUCCGGCUGUGUGCUGAGUGCUCUGUUUACUCACUGACUUUGUUCCAUGGUUUACCUGUUACAUGUGUGAGUCAGAAAUAGAAGCAGAGGAUUGCAGAUACACAUUCAUAUCCUGUGUUUCCCUGAACCUGUGGACUGUUCGGAGAGAAACCCCUAAGAAUGAACUUUUCAAUAUUUCUUUGCAUCGUCUGCUUGUGUCUGGCCUUGUCGCUGUCAGAAGGGAGGAGGCACAGGCGAGAAGCCUCCUUGAACUUCAAAUCAACUCCCAAACUGGUGGUGGAGGGUGUCACGCAGGAGCUCAAAUUGGAAUGUAACACCCCGUCAAGUCUCACUGACGUCUUCAUUCCCAUCGUGAUCCGCAUCGAGAAGACAGACGUCAACGCCUCCAGCACCGACUCCAUCGCCACGCAGAUACUCAGCAGAGAUCUGGUAGCCGUCGAAGACAGCAGGAUACGUGCAGAAGGGAAGUUACAGAGCAAGUCUGAGGAAGUCUCCAGUCUCGUUAUUCAAAUUGAAAAGCCCCAGGUCAAUGACUCUGGUAAAUACACCUGCACGUUUGAUUACCUGGACUUUAAAUUCCAGACACGAACUCUGACCAAAAGUGCAAAUGUCACUGUCGUUGAAAUUGCUCCAGUCAGCUUAUUACCUGUACCAGAUGAACAGUGUGACUGUAAAGAUAUUUGGGUAGAAAUCAACAAAAUAAAAGAGUCUAAUUCCAAGGACAUAGAGCUGUUGAAACUAAAUAUUCAGGCCUUAGAAAAAAGUUCUCAGGUUGGUGGCGCUGUCAUUGCAAGCCCCCAGGAGGUUUCCGAUGAUUCAUGCAAGGCGGCUUUCUCAGCGAGAUUCGCACGAAGGGACGGCAACCCCAUCGUUUCUGAAUCUGUCAUUGUCUUCGAUGCGGUCACCACUAACAAGGGGGAAGCCUAUGAUGUCAAAAGUGGAGAAUUCACAGCUCCCUGCUCUGGUCAAUAUUUCUUCACUGUGACCCUUCGUACACACCAAGACUUGGACAGUGGCUAUGUGGAUGGUGUACUGCAAGUGGAUGGUCAGGAAUUGGCCAGAACGUCUGUCCACUUGGAUGCACCGAUUGAGAACAUGGAAACUUCCACCAACGGUCUGGUGGUGAAACUUGAGAAAGGUCAAAAGAUCAGUGUGGUGACAAAGACUACUAGCUCUGGUUCAUUCAUUGGAGAAUCCUAUUCCAUCUUUUCUGGGUUUUUCUUGUUCCCAUGAGAAACUGAUAGCAUAGCUAAAAUCUCCACCACUCUACAUAGAUUUAAGUCUCCCUUUAACCUAAUCUAAUUAAAUUGAAAAGUAGUUCCUUGAAUUAGAUAUUAUCUUAUCUUUUGAUGACAUGUUUAUGAUUUAUAAAGUAUCAUAAUAAUAAUAGAACAAUAGAAAAUUGAUUAUUUAAUAAGGUUAACAAUAAUAAUGCUUUAAAAAUAAUUUUUAAAAUAAAAACAAUAUCUUAAAGUAUUUUGUUCUAGUCCUGGUUUAAAAAAUACAAAGAACAAUAAUCAUGAUAUUAAUAUAAGUAUCUAAUUAUUAUUAUUAAUAUUAUGCCUUUAUGAUAUGCCCUCUCCAUUUUUUAAUAUAUUUUUUGCCGAUAACCCCCCUUUUAACUAUUUCUACAGGCUUUAUUUGAUAAUACAUUUACAUUAAUCAAAAAUCAUUUGAUUUGUUCCAAUACCCUUGAUAUUUUUUAAUGUUUGAAAUACUCAAUUUGAUUUUCUAUAGUUUUUACUUUUAUGUCCGUUUUAACUCUAUGCAUUGUACGUGACUUGUUAAAUACAAAAUAUUAAACAAGCAUCAAUGGUAA